CCUUGCUCAAUCAUCGCUCAUCAAUUUUCGCCCUUUACCCCCGCCCGGUCGCCUUCCCCGAACUCCCCACGGUCUUCCUCCCCAUAGCACUGCCUCACCAUGGAUGAAUACGUGCGGACAGUCACGUCUUUAGGCGCAUACAGCCCUCAGGAUUUGCCGCCCGAAAACUUAGAGCAGGUGCUUGACUCUCUGAAGCGGGAGACGUUGAAGAUGGAAGUGGUAAAAUUAUUACGCCCAGCGAAAGAUUUCCCCGUCAGUCGAGCUGCAUCGCAACGACUCUCGGGCUUACUGAAAUUCGUGUCGACUGGCGCCAAGCAGAGUAAUGAGAGGGUGCAGGCGCUGCGAAGGUUGAAUUGCUUUUCCCUGAUCAUCUGCGGACUUUGCCUGACUCAGAAGUCCGUCGAGGGCAUGAAAAGGGAACUUUUCGACGCGUUCAUUGAGCAAGUAACCAACAUGCCGCAAGGCAGCAUUCACGCCAUCGCAAAGGAUAGUGGAAUCCAUAAGGCCGUCUUAUUAUCCGAUACUGACCAGGAAUUUUUGCAAAAUUAUAUUCGGCUGCAGAAUUCAAUAAAUAAACCAACGCUUGUUCGUCCCCGAUAUUCGCUGAGUGGGAAUCCCUCCUGGUGCUUUUCUGGAAUCCCGCAUGAAGGAAAAGCUCAGGUCGUAUUUCGUGGUUUGCUAGCCCGGGCAAUUGGCGGUCAGGUCACAACGUUCCUUCCCCAGGAAGGAAACGAUGAUGGCUUAAUUAGAGUUGUGGUUAGCUUUGACGAAUUCAUGCUUCGAACGUUGUUUGGUUGGGUGAGCCAAGAGUCACUCAGCGCAGAACGUUUCUCAAUUGGCUGUGCAGUUAAGAGUCGAAUCGCCGUAGAAUUUGGCCAGGACGUUUUCGAGGCUGUCGAGUCAAGCAACCUGUGGACUCAAGAUACUGGAGAGAUUGAGACGAAGUGUCUCAACGUGGAUGUUUACCCGGGUCAGUUUAUGAUUCUUGGGUUGGCUAUUGGCUAG
Molecule: messenger RNA, 1005 nt
Organism: Trematosphaeria pertusa
Lineage: Eukaryota; Fungi; Ascomycota; Dothideomycetes; Pleosporales; Trematosphaeriaceae
Exons: 3
Coding region: 100-1005 (301 amino acids)
Source: RefSeq, a predicted model, not a curated record